AUGUUUGGCCGUACACUCACCCGCCAGUUGUCGCGCCCGGCCUCGCGCCGCUGGCUGUCCACCGCGUCGGGUUCAGGUCUCCGCAUCAACCCGGAUCGUCUCAUGGAGACUCUUCAUCAAACAUGUGAAUGGGGAGCUGCUCAUCGCUACGGCGAUUUUUUCUGGGGUGGAACAUUCAGUCUGACGGGUUUGAGCGGCAGGGGACCGACAGAGACUGGCAUGGCCCGACUCUGCCUGACCGAUGAUGAUGCCAAAGUGCGCCAUUGGCUGCGAGAGGAGGUUGAGAAGCUCGAUUGCACCGUCACGGUGGACCAGAUGGGCAACAUGUUUGCCCGGAAGCGAGGGUCCUUGGGAUCCCCCGCGCCCAUGACGGCCAUGGGCAGCCAUCUUGACACUCAGCCCAGGGGUGGUCGUUAUGACGGGAUUUUGGGUGUGCUUGCGGCCCUGGAGGUCUUGCGCACUAUGAAGGAGAAUGGGUUCCGGACCAACUUCGACAUUGGACUGGUUAACUGGACCAAUGAGGAAGGUGCUCGAUUCCCCAAGUCCAUGUGCUCCUCAGGUGUCUGGGCAGGAGAAAUCCCCCUCGAGAAAGCCUGGGAAUUGACAGACAUCUUCAACCCGGCCGUGACCCUGCGCUCGGAGUUGGAGCGCCACGGCUUCCUCGGUUCGGUGGCCUGCUCCCAUGACCCAACUACUGGAUAUCCGCUGGGAGCUCACUUCGAACUGCACAUCGAGCAGGGUCCGAUUCUCGAAGAGGCGGGCAAAUCGGUGGGUGUCGUGCGUGGAGCACAGGGAUACCGCUGGUUCACCAUCACUGUGGGUGGUCGUGACGCCCACACCGGCACGACACCACUGGCAGCGCGUCGGGAUCCGGUUCUCGCUGCAUCCAAGAUGAUUGUGGCCUCUAAUGCCAUUGCCAAACGGCAUGGGGCACUCGCCUCCACAGGGGUGAUGAAGCUGCCGCGCAGUUCAUCCACCAACACGGUUGCCUCCGAGGUGACCUUCACCCUGGACAUCCGCCAUCCCCAGGAUGCUGUGGUGAACACGGUCCAGGACGAAUGUCUGCAGGCGUUUGCUGAGAUUGCACUGGAGGACGGCAAUGGCGUCUCGCUGGACUGGACGCUGGACACGGAUUCUGCGGCGGUGAAGUUUGACGAGCACUGCAUCACCGCUAUCCAGGAUGCAGCUACGCAGCUGGUCGGCAAGAACCAGUGGAUGCCAUUGACCAGCGGGGCGGGCCACGAUAGUGUGUAUACCAGUCGGCACUGUCCCACGGCGAUGAUCUUUGUGCCGUGCAAGGAGGGUGUCAGCCAUCAUCCUGAGGAGUAUUGUAGUCCGGCUGAUUGUGCUCUUGGUACCCAGACGCUGCUGGAAGCUGUGGUCAACUAUGACCGCAUGAGAGGAGAGCUUUCCAAGGCCUGA
Messenger RNA from Aspergillus niger, 1422 nucleotides. RefSeq lists its product as uncharacterized. NCBI's taxonomy places the organism in Eukaryota, Fungi, Ascomycota, Eurotiomycetes, Eurotiales, Aspergillaceae. The record is from RefSeq and is a predicted model, not a curated record. The transcript is spliced from 4 exons. Gene Ontology annotation, molecular function: hydrolase activity, acting on carbon-nitrogen (but not peptide) bonds, in linear amidines. Bases 1 to 1422 code for a protein of 473 amino acids.